AUGUCGCUCCUCGACAGCCACCUGGAGCAAAUCAUGCUCUCCUCAAAUGCCAUUGCAGAGCUCCCCUUUCCCCCGCCGCGAAUGUUCACCAAUGCUCUUCUAGGCUCUCAUGAUAUUACCUCCCUGAUUCGCGACACAGAGGCCCAUGAACGGGCACUAUUUCAGACUGACCCAUCAGUAAAACCCGUCAGUUCGGCGCAGCGACGAGCUACCCGCCGCGGAACCCAAUUUCCACAGGAAACAGAGAAGGUGUCUAUGGCAAGUCGGAUAUACUCGGCCAGAAAUAAUAAGAACCAGUCCGCUGUGGCCAGAGUGUUGGGUUCAGAUAUGAUGGAGGAGAUCAAGCGAUCUGCCGGUCGGGGUCCGCGCGGGGAAGUCAAUGUUGAUGUCUUGCUUCGUGGCGCGGAUAUCCUCUGCAAUGUCUACCCCGUCGCUGGAGCACAGGAAAAGAUUGCGACUCUUCGCUACCGCCACCAAAUGAUUACCGAGUCGAUUACAGAUUUGGAAGAGCGUGUGGCUCGGAACGCUGCAGAGCUGGAACAAAUGAGCCAUUCCUACGACGAUGACUAUGACGACUUUGAUGCUGGGGACAAUCUCCAACCCGAGGUACCCGAUGUCACAGAUGCUGAUCUAGCACGGGAGAUGGAGGACAUUCGAGAGUUGGAGAGAAGGAAGCGAGCCCUAGAGGAUCGAGUUAACGGGAUGGAACGGGAUCUCGGUGGCUUGCUGGGCUGA
Aspergillus homomorphus CBS 101889 is the source of this 735-nucleotide messenger RNA. RefSeq lists its product as uncharacterized. The record is from RefSeq and is a predicted model, not a curated record. The transcript has 3 exons. Gene Ontology annotation, cellular component: DASH complex; spindle microtubule. Bases 1 to 735 code for a protein of 244 amino acids. Lineage: Eukaryota; Fungi; Ascomycota; Eurotiomycetes; Eurotiales; Aspergillaceae. Gene Ontology annotation, biological process: attachment of spindle microtubules to kinetochore.